Notechis scutatus (mainland tiger snake) is the source of this 1084-nucleotide messenger RNA. The record is from RefSeq and is a predicted model, not a curated record. NCBI's taxonomy places the organism in Eukaryota, Metazoa, Chordata, Lepidosauria, Squamata, Elapidae.
ACGGAACCGGUCCCUGGUACCCCAAAAGUGCCAUUGCUGCCUUACCUGACACAGGUCUCCUUUUCUUCUUAGGACCACCUGCUGCUGCCUGCCAUCAGCCACAACAAGACCUCUCGCCCUAAAAUGUCCCUGGUGAUGCCGGCCAUGGCUCUGAACGAGAGCCUCUACGGCUCCUCCCUGGGCUACGAAGUCAUGAUGCAGGUCGACUGCGAGGUCAUGGACACCCGCGUUAUCCACAUCAAGAGCUCCACGGUGCCCCCUUUCCUGAGGCGCCAAGGCACCACCCCAUCCGACAACCGCACCCAGCCGUCCCCGCCGGCCUUUUCUGGGAAAACCCCCCGCACGACGUUGCGGUCUCAUCGCUCCACUCUGUCCACGGCACGGCGGCCUUCCCCUCGCACCCUCUACUUUGGGGAACACGGAGGGGGCUAGCGGGAAAUCUGGAAAAGGCGGAGAAGACAUUCCUGGAAGUGACAUUCUUCCAACCAGGGACUUGGAUGUCCCUCCCGCCCCCCGCUCCUCGGGGCCACCCCUGCCCGAAAGACGGAUGGGUAUACCGUACGCUGGUUGGGCAGAUCUGGGGGCCUCUCCUCUCCUCUCUCCCACCCCUCAAGCCUCUUAAAAAGUUCCUUGGUCCACGCCCAACUGCCGCUUCCAAGAAGGCUUCAUUGGAGUUUUCUCCCACAAGGAGGGGGUCGCGUGCUGAGCUGCUGCUGCUGCUGCUGUGGGGGCCUGGGCCCGAGCAUUGCCCCAAAGAAACCUCUGGCUCAUCUCCUUGGGGUGGGGGGAGGCCAAGAGAGAGCUGGGUGAAAUAUAAGGGAAGGACACAAGAGGUGUCCACAACUACUGUCUGCAAGCUGGGAAGCGUGAAGAGUGUAAAGAAGGAUGAAUGUUCUCCUUUCCCCAAACGAGGGAGAGACCAAAAGACGAGAGUGUGAGUGGGUUGAGUGUGUGUUGAAGUGUGUAUGCUGUCCUCUUCAAAAUUGCUCUGGUGGCACUUAGGCCUGCUGUCCUGGGUCCUUUUUUUGUGUGUGUUUGUAUUUUCCCUAAUUGUGGUUUGUUGUUUUUUUUUUAAAUAAAGAAU